CUUAAACUCAUUCCAAGCGUCCCAAACCUUCGUUCAACUAGCCCACAGUCCCAUUUAGUUUGCGAUUCUCGCGGUCGGCCGCGCGCUCCCCGCGCUCAAUGGCCUUCGACGCCAGCGGCGCCCUCCAAAGCUGUUAUGGAGCUAAGGAGGACGCGAACAUGGACCCGGCAGCUGGCCUGGUGCCUCUGACGAGCUCUCUGAUACCGCCCCUGCUGGCUCACGCCUUUGCGCUCCCGCAACUAGCCCAGGCACCCGCGCCCGCACAGUUGCAGCCUCAGGCCACAGCCCAGGGCUAUUAUGGCUCCAUGCUCAGCCCAGCGCUUAUGGGAGCGCUCGGCUAUGCGACUGGCGCGUCUUACGCGCCGGUCCAGCAACAACAACCAUCGCACCUCGCGAGCCUGCAGUAUGGCUAUCUGCACGCGCUUGCCACGGCAAGCCAGCAGCAACAGCAACAACAGCAGCAACAGCAGCAUUCUGCUGCGGCUCUUCUGGCGCAUGCACACAACGCAGCAGCCCUUGCGGCCGUGCGCGCUGGCCAGGCGACCUCAUCGGCAAUGUCACAUCCACUUCCUCCGGCUGCAUCUGCGGACACGGGCUCGGCUCGGGGGGCGGGACCCUCCGCGAGCGAGCCCGAGCGCGCUGCGUCGGCAUCGGUCGCAACCAACUCGUCGGGUAGCGCGCUUCGGGGCUCUUCCGCCUCCUACGGCUCCGCAGCAGCAGCAGCGGCUUACGCACAUCCACUAAUGGGCCUAUACGCCGCGCUGUCGCAGCAGCAGCAACAAGCGGCCGCUUACGGAGCCAGCCCGGCAAACAGCUAUGGCGCGAUGGCGCCUUUCACGACGCACCUCCACCCCGCGUACUACGCCCGGCCCCAGGACGCCGGUCAGGCAGCUGCCGCAGCGGCAGCCGCAGCCGCGGCUGCAGGAGCUUACGGAUAUGCGCAGCCCACAGCCUCGUACGGCAGUAGCUUUGGCCACCCCGCCAGCAGCUACGGCGGCGCGCCCUCCUCCAUACUCGACUUCUCCUCCUCCCUGGCAGCAGCCUACCGGCCAGUGGCCAUGCCCGCAAUGCCGGCGGCCUCAGCCCUCGCCGCCGCCGCGGCGGUGGCGGCAGCGGCCGGCGCCAUGCCGCAGACGUCUCAGUCCGUUGGCAUGACGGGCGCGGUGGCGGCGGGCGGCGGCGCCAACGGUGCCGUCAGCAGCCUCGGCGGCGGCGCGGCGGGAAUGAUGGGGGAGGAGUAUGCGGACGACGGCACCACGCGCGCCGUGAAGCGGCCGCGGCUGGUGUGGACGCCGCAGCUGCACCGCAAGUUUGAGAGCGCGGUGAUCAAGUUGGGCGAGGACAAGGCCGUGCCCAAGACCAUCAUGCAGGAGAUGAACAUUGACGGCCUCACUCGCGAGAAUGUGGCCAGCCACCUGCAGAAGUACCGCAUGAUCAAGCGCCGCGACGUGACCGGCACCAGCAGUGACGGCGGCCGCGACUCCGGCACCACCGCCGCGCCCACCAGCGCCGGCACCGCCGCAGCCGCGCAGCGGCAGGCGCAGCAACAGCAGCAGCGCCCCUCUGACGGCGCCACCGCCGCCGAUGGCACCGCCGGCUGCUCGCCGGCAGCCGUUAGCUCGCCAGCCGUGGCGGCGGCUGCGCCGCCAUCAACAGCUGCUGCUGCCGCCACGCCCUCGGCGCCGCACAGUGCUCACAAGCCGUCCACGCAUGGCCAGGGCAGUAGUGGCAGCGGCGGCAGCGGCUGUGGUGGUAGCGGCAGUGGCAGUGGUGGCCACGGCAGUGGCAGCUCAGCUCGCGCGGGCUCGAAACGGAGUGAGCCCGAGCCGCCGUCUCGGCCGACGCCUCAGCGUGCGGUGGCGGUGACGGAGGCCGCGCUGGCGUCGUCAGCGCAUCCGGCUGGCAGUAGCGGCAGCGGCCGCAACAGCGCGGGCGGCAGUGCUGCCGCCGCCACUGCUGCGGCCGCGGGCAAUGGCGUUGCGGUGAUGGCGUGAGCCGCGCGGCGCCGUGGCGUGAGGCGUGGCUGUCGAGCUCUCGCAGUCUCUGGCAAUGCGCUUCCGCGUGCUACUGCGUGUAGCAGGAGCAGCAGGAACACCGUUGAGCUCCUACGUCUUCUGUGUGACUCGCUACAGCUUAUCAGCUGCCUGGCAGGAGUGGCAGGCCCUCGCCGCCAAGUAGGCAGGGCAGGGCAGGAGGGCCCUGGCGCGCGCGUGUUCCCCGCGCAGCGGCGGAGCGGCCUUGUGGGUUUAGGGAGAUUGGUGUAUUUGGAAGUGCAGCAAUACUGCCUCGCGCUUUGUUUGACACGUAAGAGUUAUGACCGUGUUCGUUUGCGCUUUUGCGGUUGCUGUCAUGUAAAACGGCGUGCGGCAGGAACACAACCUAUUUGUCAGUGCGUGUGCAUACCUCAUACAAGUUGGAAUGCAACGCACGUCGGGGGUUCGCUAGAGGUCUGUCUUCGGUUUGAGGCCGGUUGAGGUCCACUAAGCAAGCAUGCACGACAUUAUUAUCGUUACACGAAGAUGGCGAAUCCCUGAAGACAGUUGUUACCUGAUGAUACACCACAGUGUCUAUCCCCUCCCCGUUGACGAGGAUUGCCGUGUUUGUGUAUGUGUGCGGGGCGUGUGGCGCGAGCCGCGAGGGCGCAACAGUGUUGGUGGAAGGGCAGCAGCAUCGCGCCCGCAGCUGCACGGGCGACACGUGUUUGCCCCCAGGUUUUUGAGGCACGAUAUAGGCUUGUUCCAACCCUCAACUGUUUGUUUGUUUAUGCAUUAUUGUUGCAUGGAGUAAGUGGCCUGGUCCUUCAAUGACCGACAGAAGAAGCAAUUUGAAGGCAGCGCGGCCAGUGGGGCCGGCCCUAUGUGGGGCCAUAGCAAUCACAGCCGGUGUCAAACACGGCUGAUGGUGCCACGCCGGCUCUGCGGCGCGUGUGACGCAGCAUUGUUUGCAGGUGAUGCGGAUGGCUCAUUCCCUCCGUUCUCGAGUCGAGAACGUCCCACCGGGAGUUUGACUCGGCGGGCGUGGUGAAGACUCUUUCAGCGUUUCACAAGAGGGCGCGGUGCAGUGACGAGUGACAUGAGGACAUGACACAUUGUGAGUAGGGGCCUCGCCGUAAGCUGGCCGGUGGGGGCGGCCUAUCGCAUGGGCGGAGAGAAGCGCCGCGUGUUGUGGCACGUACCGCCCGCACGCGGCUCGCCCGUGCCUGCAGCACCACUAUCGCUUCCCAGCAAAUCUUACUGCUGUGUGUAGCCUGGUGGGGCGCAGGGCUCUGGACCGAUGGACGUCCGUCUCUUGACGUUCCGAUCUAGCUGCUUAGAUUGAUUGAUGCGGAGAGGCGCGUGUAGGGAGUGUAGGCACCUGGCGAGCGGGUGCUGGGGUUGGGUACGGCGGGGAGCCGCAUUGGCCUCCCGCUCGCCCGCAACCCCGGCACGCCUGCGCCUAAAGGGCCUAGCCCAACCCAACCCUUGGGUCGCCGGCACUGUUGUCAAAGUAUUGAGGCUGGUGGUUGCUGCUGGACUUCAACUUGGUCAAAGCUGAUACGCAGAGAGAGCGCUGCGAAUGUGGCACCACAGGCCCAUCACACGCCGUAACCUAUACCGUACGUUUAGUAGAGAGAAGUGAAGGCCCCGGGUUCCUCCUUGCUGAUAAGGGUGUGAUGCGUGUGUCCUGGCUUCUUCAGGGCCCGUGCACGUCUCGUCGUUUGUGGCUAUUCAUGUGUUCUUGUGGACGACGAGCGAUGGCGGGACACAAAUGGAACGUCACGUUGGUAAUCGUUUAGAUAUUCCAUUGGUGGCUGCCCCUGCUUUGAAGAACGAGUCUUGGCCUGUAACGGCUAGACACGGAGAUGCAAGCAAGGGACCCUGCCGUACAAACGGCGUAACGAAACUGAACUCGCCAGAAGUGAACACGCACGCACAAGGAGAACACGCAGCGGCUGUUUUAGACUUAAACAACGUCUUGCGUUUGCUAUCAAUGAACGCAGUCGGGUUUCGAUGCAUGUAUCUUGGCGCCGCCGCACACGCCACAUACAAAUGCGGGGCUUGAGUACCCUAGAGUGGAAGUUGCGUGGGGCGCACUUGGCUCGGCCCGGCCAUACAAUUGCAUUUCCUCGCCACCUGCGGCUGUAGGCAUCGACACUGGUCAAGGCACGGACACGGGCGCGAAGUUACCGGCUGGCGGUUGCGUGCUUGCAGCCAUCCUUUGGUGCCUACUGAUGCAGUGGAGUUGCCCGCUGUGAUUGCAGGGGGUAAAGCCGGUGUGCCGGCAAUAGGUAUGUGUGUGUAGGUGUUGUGGGUAGGUAGAAGCAGUGCAGCGGUCAAUUGCGCCCGUGCCCCAAGAAUUGAACUGGACAACUUCCGCUUGGGAAGGGAGUAGCAUUGCCUGGUGUGUUCCCCUGAAAGCGUGCUCGCAUUCAUUCACGAGGUGGUCCCGCUCGCGUCGUGCCUUUGGCCUUGGAACAGCGCGGUCCGUGUUGCAAACGUGGGGACGCAGCACUGUACACAGCACUGUAAGUCUGCAUCAGC
This is a messenger RNA of Chlamydomonas reinhardtii, 4520 nucleotides long. RefSeq lists its product as uncharacterized. NCBI's taxonomy places the organism in Eukaryota, Viridiplantae, Chlorophyta, Chlorophyceae, Chlamydomonadales, Chlamydomonadaceae. Gene Ontology annotation, biological process: regulation of DNA-templated transcription. Gene Ontology annotation, cellular component: nucleus. The record is from RefSeq and is a predicted model, not a curated record. Bases 99 to 1994 code for a protein of 631 amino acids. Gene Ontology annotation, molecular function: DNA-binding transcription factor activity; DNA binding. The transcript is spliced from 3 exons.